AUGAGGCGUGGGCGCUCUGACGAUGGUGGUGUGUUCUUCCGACUACCGUUAGCCGUGAUUUUGGAGUUCCUGGACCUACGUGAUGCCAUAAAUAUGCUGAAUGCAAGCCGCUGGAUGCGUUACGAUCGAGUAUUGACGGCUACGGCGCUGGAAAAAACACGUUAUGCUCAGCACUUUCACCAGAAAUGUGCUGCUGACUGGUGGCACCUGACGCCAGCGUGGAAGGCAAGUGAUCGUAUGGUAGAGAGUGAUUGGGACGGAGAUGAUGAUGUUUAUUCUGCUGAAAUUUGGGAGGACUGCCACGUGCGCACUACCGCAGGCAAAGAGUUAACAUACUGGAAGGACACAAUACGCGAUACCCCCCAGUGGCAGCAUGUGCCAUUACUAUCAAUUAUUGACUUUAUGGUUACUAAAUUACUACCACAAAGCUACAUCUCAUUUAAAUAUGCAGCUGCAGUCUACACUGCAAGACCCAUCAUCGUUCGGUUGCACCCACCAGUAGGAAUAGAUGAAAGGAAAAAGGUGGAAGACAAACAAAAUGGGAUAGAACAGAAUAAUGCACGCAAAAUAACUAAUGCUUUGGGGGCUCAGAAUGGAAAGUUGACGUCACUAUUUGGUCUCCAUUGGGAAAACAUGCACUUGGAUCCGGACUCUGGUAAAGUGACGUGCGCAGUCUGUCAAUUAUACGCUGACGAGGUGGAGAAGUACCAGACUAAAGUGGCCGAGAUGGUAAGUGAAUGGAAACAAGCAGUGAAAGUCAAGCUUCCACGGUGGAAAGAGAAGGGUAUGCAUCAGAUGGAGAUUGAUCGACGUACCUACGAAAUGCGAGAGGAUAUGAUCCCAUACAGUGGUUACUUCACGUCCAAUGUCGCCCGCCGCCACGGCGACAUAAUUAUUCGCCACAUUUGCUCAUAUUGGACGACGGUAGACCACCUUAAGAUAAACACGCUUGGAUAUCGAGAUGCCUCGCAACUUGUCGCUGCAUUAAAUUCAGACAUAAGAAAGCAGUGUCAGCACUUCUCUAAAAUCAAGCAUGCGAUGACGAACGCCUUUCCUCGUGUAGCAAGAAUUCGUUACGAAGUUGACGAGCCGGAACCUCCACCGUCCACGCUUAUAUGGCAGGGCGAGGCAGUCACCGAGCUUGUUGCAGGGGUUUUACCGUCAGGUUUUCUUUGCGGAAUGUUGUUUAUCGAGAAACGUGCUUGA
This is a messenger RNA of Plasmopara halstedii, 1206 nucleotides long. RefSeq lists its product as uncharacterized. The coding region runs from base 1 to 1206 and encodes 401 amino acids. The record is from RefSeq and is a predicted model, not a curated record. The transcript has a single exon. Lineage: Eukaryota; Oomycota; Peronosporomycetes; Peronosporales; Peronosporaceae.